Messenger RNA from Durusdinium trenchii, 1303 nucleotides. The record is from the annotation of a GenBank genome assembly. Lineage: Eukaryota; Dinophyceae; Suessiales; Symbiodiniaceae.
AGCUCAUCAGCCUGUGUUAGAUUGCCAUUGUACUUUCUGGCUGGUAGCCUUUGAUCGCCAUGUCGGAAACGGAGACUGACUCCGACUUCGAGAAGCAGGCUUUCACAAAAGCCUAUUCAGCCCAUGAGUCGACUGUGGCGCUCAAAGAAGCUGGAGUCGAAGUUGUGGUGGAUUACGAGCCCACACAGUUGUCCACAAUCAUGCUCUUCUUCACCAUGAGAGGAACGGUCUUUACAAGUCCCGCGCUGUGGGUGGAGCAAUUUGUGAUUUUGGCUCUCUUUGUGGGAAUGGCAGCCGCUGUUCAUCACUUUGGCAUUCACGAUGAGGCGACCUCGAAAGAGGCUGGCAGUUUCGCUGACAAGAUGGCAACUUUGGCGGCCUUUUUGCUGGGCUUCUACACCUCGCUUACGGUGAGCCGUUGGUGGCGCCUGCGCACAGAUGGCGUGGGGAACAUUUGGUCAAGCGCCUCCCAGCUCAGCCUCUUCAUCUCGCAGUUCGUGACGCGGGAUCCCCAAAUCCUUGGAGCGUUGCGGCGCUAUGCACGGGGCUCCUUGUCGUUGGUCUUCUUGAAGAGGCGAUACGGUGCAGACUUUGUCCGAAAGUUGGACAAAUUGGUGGACGAUGACAUUUUCACUUUGGAUGAGGUGGAGCAGCUACGGGCCUACAACUCGAACUUGGCCGAGAGUGUGUGGACCUGGGUGGCGCAUAUUGUGGCUGAUCUUUACAAGAAAGGCCAGAUUAAGUCCGAGAUGAUGUUGACGUUUCUCAUGGAGAGAGUGAAUCUUGGACGUGGUGGUGCAGCACUCAUUGGAGCACAGAUGGGAACUCCCAUUCCCCUGCCUUAUGUGCACUUCAUUGGCUUCUUGGUGAAGAUCCACAACAUUAUUCUGGGUUUGUCCUACGGAUACAUGAUGGGCACCACUUGGAAGAUGGAUCACUUCAGUGUGAGCCAAGUCUUCCUAACUUUGAAGGUCUUCUUCAUUCCCCUCUUGUACAACGCAAUUUUGCUGGUGAAUGCCAGCCUGGCGGAUCCUUUCAGCGGAGAGGUGAAUGACUUCCCCUGGCAGAAGUAUCAGAAAGGCAUUGAAUCUGAUGGCUUCAGCUAUAUCCAGGCGGGUGAGCACUUGCCUAUGUGGAUGAAGUAGAGCAGAGCUCUGCGCCUCACUCGGCGCCAAAGUGUAUGAGCAAUUGUGACUGUUUUCUUGGACUAUUUUCAAGUUGAAAUGCAACGCGUUCAAGCUCCAAAGUUCUCACCAACUCUCAGCAGUUGGAAGUGUGACUUACCGAAUGCCUGAGCUUUACG